Molecule: messenger RNA, 454 nt
Organism: Staurois parvus
Lineage: Eukaryota; Metazoa; Chordata; Amphibia; Anura; Ranidae
Source: the annotation of a GenBank genome assembly
GUCCCGGGGAGACCAGAUAUAGUGAAUGCAGGGUCCAGGGAGACCGGAUAUAGUGAAUUGCAGGGUCCAGGGAGACCAGUUAUAGUGAAGUCCGGGGAGACCAGAUAUAAUGAAUGGCAGGGUCCCGGGAGAAGAACCAGAUUUGUGAAUGCAGGGUCUGGGAGACCAGAUAUAGUGAAUGCAGGGUCGGUGCUGAGACCAGAUAUAAUGAAUUGCAGGGUCCGGGGGUUAUAUAUAGGGAAUGCAGGUCACCGGGAGACAGAUAUAGUGAGAAUGCAGGGGUCCGGGGAAAACCCAGUCCUAUAGUGAAUGCAGGGGUCCGGGGAGACCGGAUAUAGUGAAUGCAGGGUCCGGGGGAGACCAGAUAUAGUGAAUGCAGGGUCCGAGGAGACCAGAUAUAGUGAAUGCAGGGUCCUGGGAGACCGGAUAUAGUGAAUGCAGGGGUCCGGGGAGA